UUGACAUUGAUGAUGCACUUGAAAACGUAUAUGAAGAGCCGAAGCUUACAUUAAAGGAAAACGUAGAAAAUGAAAAGCGUAUAGAAUUAAAUAAUAUUUUUCGAAGCAAAGAGGGCACGAUGGCUAAAACGAUUUUUGUUGAAGGAGAGCCUGGCUCUGGAAAGUCUUCGCUAUGCAAGAAGAUCGUUCAUGAUUGGUGUGAAACAAAACAGCGACUUGAGGGGCAGUCAACGGGUGAAUGGUGUGAAAUGUUAAGUCAGUUUGAAUUCGUAUUUUACGUAAUUCUCCGAGAGGCAAAGAAUGAAUGCAACAUAACGAAUAUGAUAUUGAAAUAUAUUAUUGCCAGGAGCAGUUUAGAACUUGAAAGCGAAAGGAUAUUGCUUAAAGACAUUUUGGAAACCAACACCUGUCUUCUAUUGCUUGAUGGCCUAGAUGAAUGGCAGCAUCCUGAAAAGUGCACUCUGAGUGAGAAAACUCCCCAUGUUGAUACAAGUUGGAAGAAUUGUACCUUAUGCAUCACCACUAGGCCGUACAAACUGGCUGAGCUAAAAAUAGACUGCUCUAAGAUUGGGAAACACGUGAUAUUGAAGGGAGUUGUGAACCCAGACAAACUGGUUGAAAAACUAGUUUCUAGAUUAAAUACCAUUCACGGCACAACACAAUUAAAGGAUCAAUGCAUCACGGACAUCAAACAAAAGCGUAUGUGGCAUUUCAGUAAAUGUCCAAUCGUGUUAGCUCACAUCGUUUGGCUUUGGUACAAGGGAAAGCUUUCGGAAGAUAUGAAACGUUCUGAUCUUUACAGAAUCUUGCUGAAGGAACGAUGGUUUGAAUCAUGUGAGAAGAACAAAUCAUGUACUGAGUCCAAAUACAGCGACAUGAUAAAUUAUCUGAGCCAAAUAGCAUUUGAACAGUUAUUUGCUAAGGAUGAAGAUAGUACAAUUGUGUUUGAAAUAGAUCAGGAGGAGAAUACGAUCUUCAAAAAUCAAAGUGCUGCAUCGUUAGAUUCUGGCAUCAUAUCCUGCACCAAUGCUCUUGGUGAAUAUUCUCCGAAAUACCACUUUUUGCACAAAACGUUUCAAGAGUACCUAGCGGCGCUGUAUUUAUCAAAAGACAUUUCAACGUCGAUCUUGAUUAUAAAAAAAACAUACCAAAUUCACAGAAGUGAAAGCGGAACUAGCUUGUCCGAGGUUUUAAUUUUCCUUUGUGGUUUGAAUUGCGAAGCUGCAGAAGAACUUUCGAGAAUAAUGAAUGAGCUGUUCACUGAAUUUUGCGAAAGAGAUCGUUAUUAUACAUACUACAUAGAAGAGUUUCAGAAAAAGAUCAUACAAGGUCAAAUAGAGCUAGACAGGGGAGAAAGCUCCGGGGUGAAAUUAAGCCUACAGCACAUACAUCUUGGAACAGAUAACGAGCUUGACAGAGACGAACACACCGUCUUAAAGGAAUAUAUAAAGACAAACCCAUCAUGCAUAGUAUCAUUGUAUAUAUCUUUUCAAUCAUAUCUUGUAUUAUUCUUAGCGAAAAGUAAUGACAACCAAGUUCUUAAUUUAGAGAACUGGAGGGGUCUGAAGUACUUGCGAUUUGACUAUGAAGAGUUCAAAGAUGUCGCUGGUUUGAACGUGAGUAAUUUAGUAAAAUGCAGUAUUAAAUUCUAUUCUAAGCAGCAAGCUCCGAACCUCACAUCUUCAUUCUACAACUCUGAUAUGAAAACAAUGCAAACACUUGAAGUGUCAAAUUGUACAGACUUGAACUGGCUACAUAAAGGUCUAGAACCAAACAGAAUCCUUAAAGUAUUGAAGGGAAAGGUUUUGAGACGGCUACAUCGACAGGAGACUCUUAAUUUACGACGUAUUGAAAACCUUGAACACCUUACCGAACUUGGAUUGGAAGGACUGUCGUACUCAGACGUGGUGAAUCUACCAGUGUCGAGACUAUACACACUUAGAGUUAGAUUCAUUAAGCUACAGCGAGCACCAAAGCUGAUGUCAUCGUUAUUAUCACAGGGAUUAUGCAAGAAUGAGCGGGAAGGACUUUUCUCUCAUCUGAAGGACGUAAGUUUGGACAAUAUUCGCAUGUCAGAGGAACAGUUCAGACGACUAUCUCAGUCUUUCAUAAAAGCGGGAGGUACGUCAUUGGUGUUGUUUGGGUGUUCUAUAGAACCGGAAGAUGAUGUACCGCAGCUUCAGAAUGAAUGCGAGCAGCAGAUAGUAUCAUCUGAGUGUACAACACGCAUUACUCUUGGGUUUGUUACCAUCACAGUAGAGGGGUUUAUUCGACUUAUUGACUACGUGACCAGAUGCGGUCAAUCCGUGACAUGUGGCUUGCGCUGCCUAACCCUGCAUUCAAACCCUGCUGCUGAACAACCAGUCUUACCGAUGUUGGGUCCACAGCCCAUCUCAGCUGAUUAUACCACGGAGUUGGAACUAACUGGUAUUAAGAUGUCAACAGAACAAAUUUGUCAAGUCGUCGGUAGGAUUAAUCAACUCAACCAUUCAGUAACAUUAACAUUGUUUUGUUGUACCGAAAUAUCAGACAAGUACAAUCCGUUGAAGAAUAAGAUGGUGCCUCCUCCAAACACGUCACUAAACUAUACCAAACAUAUUAAGAUCCAUGCCAUGAUGAUAUCGGAAACACUGUGUUUGUAUGUUGCUUCCAGUGCAAUUUAUUAUGGAUACACGUGUGAGAUAUCAGAAUGUGAUAUACUGACCAGUGAAGUGCCGCAUGCAGACAAUCUUUACUUUCCCCAGAUGGCUGCCAUCCACUCACCUGCUCAAACAGCAAAACUCAGAUUUCAUAAGGCAUCAAUACCACAACACGUAGUUGAGCGUCUCGCUCAUCAAGCGGCAGUAUCUGCACAUUUGGUUGAGUGUGUGUUAGACACGUGUAGUGUAAGGCCUCCCCCGGAUGUUUGGUCAUUGAAGGAAAAGAUGGAGGAAGACGCAACCAUUCAGAUCGAGGAAUUCGAACCAAACAUCGACGAGUUUCAACCUCGGCGACAAAAACGUUAUAAGCCUGGCCAAAUAUGGAACAUUCGUUUUAAAACAACCGCAAAGAAGUCUGCACUCGCAGAGUCCACUGCAGAAAAUGCCGAAGUCACGGAAUGUACACGCAUGUAGAACGGAGGUCGAAAUGUUUGACAACGUGAGAUCAUAAUGGAGAGUUCAUUCAUGCUAAGUGUUAUUAGAACGUUUUACACAAUUUGUGCCUGCAUUUUGGAGAUUUAGAGUUUAAUAAGGCAAAGUGUAACAAAAGAUUUGGCAUAAUUGUUGCCUGCAAUGGGGAUACUAGAGUACAUUCAUGCAAAGUGUAACAAAAGAUUUGGCAUAAUUGUUGCCUGCAAUGGGGAUACUAGAGUACAUUCAUGCAAAGUGUAACAAAAGAUUUGGCAUAAUUGUUGCCUGCAAUGGGGAUACUAGAGUACAUUCAUGCAAAGUGUAACAAAAGAUUUGGCAUAAUUGUUGCCUGCAAUGGGGAUACUAGAGUACAUUCAUGCAAAGUGUAGCAAAAGAUUUGGCAUAAUUGUUGUCUGCAAUGGGGAUACUAGAGUACAUUCAUGCAAAGUGUAACAAAAGAUUUGGCAGCAAUGGGGAUACUAGAGUACACUCAUGCAAAGUGCAAGAAAAACAAUGUACACAAUUUGUGAAACUGAAAAGUAUUUGGAAUUGCUUUUGUAGAUACUUUAAUUACAAAUUCAUUUUAGCAUAUAUUUCUGUAAAUACUCUCGUCAUUUGAUAGUUUUUUUCACAAGGUAUAGACUUGUCCCUUUAUUUGAAGCAUAUGUAUCGUUUUUUUAAAAGAACGUUUGAAACGCUUAGUUUCUUGUUGAUAGAAUGAUGCAAAUAUGUGUUAUAAAUUAUAACAACUCAGGCACAUACGGUGAAAACAACCAUAGUUAUUUUUUUUCCAUUUGCCCCUACUCCUUUAUUAAGAGUCACCUUCUGCAUUUUUCCCCCUUUAUCAAGAGUUAUAUUGUGUAUUUUGUUCCCCUUGAUCACCAGUUAUCCUUUCCAAUGACCCCUUUAUGAACUGUUAUCUUUACCAUUUGGCCCCUUUAUCAAAAGUUGUCUUUUUUAUUUGCCCCCCCCUUUAUUAAGAGUUAUCUUUUCAAUUUGGCCCUUUAUAUCAAGAGGUAUCUCUUAUAGUUGGCCCCCUUUUUCAAGAGUUAUCUUUUAUAUAAUACCGUUUUCAUCAAGAAGUAUCUUUUCAAUUUGGGCCCCCUUUACAAAGAGUUAUAUUUUCUAUUUUGACCCAUUAAUCAAUUAAUUUGUUUGGUAUCCUUUAUCAGGAAUGAUCUUGUCCAUUUGGCUCCCUUUUCCAAGACUUAUCUUUUCCAUUUUGCACCCCCCCCCCCCUCUUUAUCAAUAGUUGUCUUUUCCAUUUGGUCCUCUUCAUCAGAGUUAUCUUUUCUAGUUGGCCCCUUUUCAAAAUUAUCCGUUCAUUUAGCCUCCCCCUUCAUCAAGAGGCAUCUUUUUCCUAUGCCCCCCCACCCAUUUCAAGAGUGCAAUUGUCCAUUUGUCAAGAGUAAAACGUUCAGUGGAACAGCCAUACAUUUGACUUUGUUAUUUUAUAAAUGAAUCGCUCUGAUGUAACAAAGAAGUCAUUUGCCAUAUUUGUUUCUGAUAUUGAUAUGUUUAUUUAAGUAAUUGACUGUAAGAUGUAUGUGUAUAAUUGAUUUGGUAUUAACCAUAAUGCUUGUAAAAGUAUGUUUGUUGAUUUGAAGGUACGAUGUUAAAUACAUAUAUUUAGUUAUUGAUAUGAUUUUAACGUGUUUAUUGUGAAUUGGUUGACCCUCUGCAUGAACAACAGAAUAACCAAUUAACAAUGUAUGGGUUUUUGGAUAUCCACGUUGGUAUACACCAUUGGUUUCAAUAACAUCCCGAGGCUGACAUGGGCCAUUUAUAAUAAUACAAAGCUUUCAGAAAGAGAUAUGAGUAAUCAAACGAUUGAAAUACCUCUCUUUCCUAACUUCAUUCGGAUAGCAUAAAAUAAAAUAGUGUGCUUUAAGAUUACUUAUACAGUAUGUAACAUUGGAGGAAAAGAAAAGCAAAAGCGUGUACAUGUAUAACAUACUGUCUGUUAAAUACCCUUUGCCAUGAUUCAUUUUUUCUCUUUUAUUUAUGCAUUCAUGAACAUUGUUUCAAUAUCCUUUAUCAAUCAGAAUAUAUGUAUACAGAAAUAAUUGUGUCAAUAUGUUCCUAUUUAUAAGUUCUGAACAUAAUAAAUGAUAGUUUCAUGUUUGCUUUGUACUUUUUGUAAAUAUGUUUUUUGAAUGAACAUACGAUAUUUUGAAUUGAAAAACACGAAUAAAUGAAAACUAGUUCGUACUUCUGUACACCUUUGUGUUAAAUCUAUUACUUACAAGAAUUUUAACCAUAUAUUUUUAAUUUCUAUCAAUUGUAGUAUUCCUUUGUAAGUAAAUAAUAGUAAUAAGAACCGGUACGUGAAAUGAAAGAUCAUUGUAUGAUUAUUUUUUUAGCUUUGAAUAACCUGUGAAAAUCUUGUUUGUGUACAUAAAUGAAUUCAUUACGAAAAACUUUAUGCAAAACUGAAAGAAAUCAAUAUAUACAUGUUUCAUUGAAAUUUACUUAUUAAGUAUAUCUCUGUAUAUACAUUAACCUAUGUUAUUCAUUGCAGUUGUAGUAUGCCCAUGUAAAUAUUGUUCAUUUAUUCACAUGAUUAGACGUUACAUGUACGAACUGAUCAUUGUAUGAUGUUUUGUAUUUUGCUUUGGAUAACUUGUGUAUAUAGUUAUUGGAUGAGUUAUUGUUUUCUUUAAGGGAAAGUCGCAUUGUUGCAUUGAUGAAGAAUUGAAUUUAUAACAAAAAACUCAAAGGAAUCAAUAUGUGAAAGUUUCCUAAAAUUUCCUUUUAUGGAAAUUUCUGCAUAUUAUUUUAAACCUUUGUUAUUCAUAUCAGUUGUAGUAUGCCCAUGUUUAUAGUACAUUGUUUGUUUAUUCUGAUUAGACGGUACUUGUACGUACUGAUCAUUGUAUGAUAUUUUGUAUUUUGCUUUGUACAAGUUUUGAACAUAGUUAUUGGAUGAGUUAUUGUUUUGUUAAAAGGAAAGACGCAUUAACAAAUGAAGUUGACGGUAAAAGAACGUGCUUUAAAUAUUUUUGCUUUUCCAUUGUAAUGAGUAUAGUGUUGAUGUAUUGAAAGAAGGUUAAUGGUGUCUGUAAUUCAUUUACAUUUCGUAAGUUGAUUACUAUUGUUCAAUUACUGAACGCAGUCGACGUUACAUCAAUGUAUACUGAUUGACACAAUAUGGUGACUGACAUGUAUUUGCUUUCCCAAAUUAUAAUUAUUGUAUUUUUCAAUUACUGAGCUAAUUGGACGGAACAUGGACGUAAGGUAAUGGUGUAUGCAAUUCAUUUACCUUUUACAUGUUCAUUUCUAUUUUGUUCAACUUGUUGAACUUAGUAGAUAUAACAUUACCGUCCAUUUAUGGUGUCUGCAUUUCAUUUACUUUUCAAUGGUUAAUUACUAUAGUGUUAAGUUUAUAAGCUUAGCAGAUGGAACAAUAACGUAUGUUAAUGGUGUCUGCAAUUUAUUAACUAUUCGCAUAAUAAUUACGAUAUUGUUCAAUUAUUGAAAUAAGAAGACGUAAUAUUAACGUAGACUUAUGGUGUCUGCAAUUUAUUAACUUUUAUAAGUUAAUUACUCUAUUGUUCAAUUACUGAACGUAGUAGAUGGAACAUUAACGUAAGUUAAUGGUGUCUGCAAUUUAUUAACUAUUCGCAUAUCAAUUACGAUAUUGUUCACUUAUUGAAAUAAGUAGACGUAAUAUUAACGUAGGCUUAUGGUGUCUGCAAUUUAUUAACUUUUUAUAAGUAAACAACGAUAUUGUUUACUUAUUUAACUACGAAGACGUAUUAUUAACGUAAGGCUAUUGUAUCUGCAAUUUAUUUACUUUUCAUAAUUAUUGCGUUUCGACUUGAGGGUGUUUUAAAAAAAGGCAAAGGUUUUUUAUUUCGAAAUAUGACCAAAUUUUAACUGUCUAGGUCGCAAUCGUUUUCAAGUUUCAGAAUGAUGUAAGUGCUUUUUUAUUUAGUCUUAUACAGUUUAUAAAAGAAAGAUAUAACUUUAUUGGAUAAAGUCAAAUAUUCCCAAUAGUGAAUUAAAUAUCCAUGCUUUGGAAGCUUUCAAUCACCCUUUUUGUUUAUAGAAAUGUUGUAAAAUAUAAGUGCUGCACGCAUGCUGUGUUAAUGACCUCUGAUAUAGACACAAUUCAUGGAUGAAGAAUUUGAAGUCGUUGUAUGGACGAUGUGUAAUUAUUCCGUUUUGUAUUGAGUGGAAUAGUGAGUUUUAAAUCUGUGUAUUGAUAGUGUGUAUUUACUAUUAGUGUGAUGGUGUGUAUAAACUCUGGGUUUGGGUGGCGUGUAAUAUCUUUAUGUGUGUAUGGUGUGAAUUUGUUCUAUGUAUGAAUGGUGUGUAAUAACUCUUUGUAUUGAUAUUAUAUAAUAACUCUAUGCAUGAAUGGCUUGUAAAAAUAUAUUUUUUGUAAUAACUGUAUGUAUGGAUGGUUUAUAAUAUCUCUAUUAAAAUCGUGAUUGGUAACUCUAUAUUUGCAUGGUGUGUAAAACUAUAUGUGUGGAUGGUGAGUUCUAACUCUAUAUAAGGGAUUAUGUUUUAUCACUCUAUGUAUUGAACGUGUGUAAUAACUUGCAUGGAAUCAUUGUAAUAAUCAUAUUUUAUGGUGUGUAAUAACGCUUUUAAAUGGAUGAUGUGUAAUAAUGUUAUGCGUGGGUGCUGGGUAAUAGCUCUAUGUGUGUAUGGUGUGUAAUAUAACUAUAUGUAUGUAUAUUACAUUCUUACUAUAUGUUUGGAAUAUGUGUAAUAACUAUAUGUAUGGAUAGUUAACAUUACCUUUAUGUUUAUAUUGUGUGUAAGAACAAUUUAUAUGGAUGAUGCAUUCGAACUAAAAGUAUGGAUUGUUUGUAAUAAGUAUAUGUAUGGACCAUGUGUAGUAACUAUGUAUGGAUUGUUUGUAAUAAGUAUAUGUAUGGACGAUGUGUAGUAAAUGUAUGUAUGGAUAGUUAACAUUAACUCAAUGUUUGUAUGGUGUGUAAGAGCUAUGUGUAUGGAUGAUGCAUUCGAACUUUAUGUAUGGAUUGUUUGUAAUAAUCAUAUGUACGGACGAUGUGUAGUAACUAUGUAUGGAGUGUGUGAAAUAAGUAUAUGUAUGGACGAUGUGUAGUAACUAUGUAUGGAUUGUGUGUAAUAAGUAUAUGUACAGACGAUGUGUAGUAACUAUUAAUGGAGUGGGUGUAAUAAGUAUAUGUAUGGACGAUGUGUAGUAACUAUGUAUGGAGUGUGUGUAAUAAGUAUAUGUACGGACGAUGUGAGGUAACUAUGUAUGGAGUGGGUGUAAUAAGUAUAUGUAAGGACGAUGUGUAGUAACUAUGUAUGGAGUGUGUGUAAUAAGUAUAUAUACGAACGAUCUGUAGUAACUAUGUAUGGAGUGUGUGUAAUAAGUAUAUGUACGGACGAUGUGAGGUAACUAUGUAUGGAGUGGGUGUAAUAAGUAUAUGUAAGGACGAUGUGUAGUAACUAUGUAUGGAGUGUGUGUAAUAAGUAUAUGUAAGGACGAUGUGUAGUAACUAUGUAUGGAGUGUGUGUAAUAAGUAUAUGUAAGGACGAUCUGUAGUAACUAUGUAUGGAGUGUGUGUAAUAAGUAUAUGUACGGACGAUGUGUAGCAACUAUGUAUGGAGUGUGUGUAAUAAGUAUAUGUAAGGACGAUCUGUAGUGACUAUGUAUGGAGUGUGUGUAAUAAGUAUAUGUAUGGACGAUGUGUAGUAACUAUGUAUGGAGUGUGUGUAAUAAGUAUAUGUACGGACGAUCUGUAGUAACUAUGUAUGGAGUGUGUGUAAUAAGUAUAUGUAAGGACGAUGUGUAGUAACUAUGUAUGGAGUGUUUGUAAUAAGUAUGUGUACGGACGAUGUGAAGUAACUAUGUAUGGAGUGUGUGUAAUAAGUAUAUGUAAGGACGAUGUGUAGUAACUGUUCAUGGAGUGUGUGUACUAAUAUGGCAAUACAGUGGAGUCGUAUUUUUACUGUAAAAUGAACAUAUCUAGUGCUGUUCAUAAAUAACUAUAUUUUGAUUAAAAUUUCAGCCAAUAAUUGAAUAGAUGAGUGUAUGAUAUAUAUAUUGUUUUAAGAGAUUGAACAAAUGUGUUUAUAUAGUGUGUUUUGCUACUUGAGAUUGAGUCAAUGUGUGUAUUUAAUAUACAUUGCUA
This is a messenger RNA of Mya arenaria, 9232 nucleotides long. RefSeq lists its product as uncharacterized. The record is from RefSeq and is a predicted model, not a curated record. The transcript is spliced from 3 exons. Lineage: Eukaryota; Metazoa; Mollusca; Bivalvia; Myida; Myidae. Bases 120 to 3113 code for a protein of 997 amino acids.